Molecule: messenger RNA, 1483 nt
Organism: Alexandromys fortis (reed vole)
Lineage: Eukaryota; Metazoa; Chordata; Mammalia; Rodentia; Cricetidae
Gene: Nup37
Product: nucleoporin 37
Exons: 10
Coding region: 359-1339 (326 amino acids)
Cellular component (GO): nuclear pore outer ring
Molecular function (GO): protein binding
Source: RefSeq, a predicted model, not a curated record
GGCCGCUAGCCCGUGACGCUCCCCCAGGGACCCUGCCCUGCUCCCCGGAGCUCUUCCCUGUGUACCGCGGGGUGGGCGUGGGUUGUCUCCGGAGAGGCGUCGGGGGGGAACACCCGUGGGGGACUGGAUCUCCUAGGCGGGCCCUGAGAAUGUCGACCCCAGGCUUUAGAGACUUGGAGGUGUGGGAGGGGUCGCCUUCCAGUCCGGCCUGCGAAUCUCUUGCACGUCCUAUUUUCUCUCUGCUCUAUAGACGUCUGUGUUCACCCGUAACACGUGUCCAGACUGGAAUGCUCAUUUAUUAAGCCGACAUUUGCGACAGUCAAUCGAAGGCUGUUUGAUCCUCAGAACUUCAUCCAAGAUGAAACAGGAUGCGACAAGAAAUGCCGCCUACACAGUGGACUGUGAAGACUAUGUCCAUGUGGUAGAAUUUAAUCCCUUUGAGAGUGGGGACUCGGGAAACCUAAUUGCGUAUGGUGGCAGUAAUUACGUGGUCAUUGGCCUGUGCACGUUUCAGGAGGAAGAAGCAGAUAUUGAAGGAAUUCAAUACAAAACACUACGGACAUUUCACCAUGGAGUCCGAGUUGAUGGUAUAGCCUGGAGCCCAGAAACCAAACUAGAUUCUCUGCCUCCUGUGAUCAAAUUUUGUACUUCAGCUGCUGAUAUGAAGAUUAGAUUAUUUACUUCAGAUCUUCAAGAUAAAAAUGAAUAUAAGGUUUUGGAGGGCCACUCAGAUUUCAUCAAUGACCUGGUGUUCCACCCCAAGGAAGGCCAUGAGAUUGCCAGUGUGAGUGACGACCACACCUGCAGGAUUUGGAACUUGGAAGGAAAGCAGACGGCUCAUUUUCUUCUUCAUUCUCCUGGAAGGAGUGUAUGCUGGCACCCCGAGGAAGCUUUUAAGCUCAUGGUUGCCGAGAAGAAUGGAACAAUCCGCUUUUAUGAUCUAAUGGCCCAGCAGGCGAUUUUAUCUCUUCAAUCAGAACAGACACCGUUAAUGUCAGCACACUGGUGCUUGAAAAACACCUUCAAAGUUGGUGCUGUCGCAGGAAAUGAUUGGAUAAUUUGGGACAUCACUCGGUCCAGUUACCCUCAAGAGACGAGACCUGUUCACACGGACCGAGCACAUCUGUUUAGGUGGUCUGCAAUCAGCGAAAACUUAUUUGCUACCACUGGGUAUCCUGGCAAAAUGACAAGCCAGUUUCAGAUUCACCACUUAGGACACUCUCAGCCCAUCCUCACUGGUUCUGUGGCAGUCGGAUCUGGUCUUUCCUGGCAUAGAACACUCCCACUGUGUGCGGUUGGAGGAGACCACAAGCUCUUGUUUUGGGUGACAGAAAUAUGAUGUUCCUCUGUUUUUUUUAUCCUAUACUUUGUAUUUUGGUGUAUAUUUUGGAAAAAUCCUUAUUUUUAUAUCAAAUAUACUGUAAGUCUAGAAAUGCCUCAGUUGUCUUCUUUGAUAAAUAAAAUGAAGACUUCUUGAAACAUA